AGCCGAGCAAAGAUCCAUAUUAAUGCAGUGACGUACAUAUGUAAUUGCAACUCUGCUUUCCAGCGAUUCCAACCACAUGUUUUAUUGAACUUGUGCCAGAAGCAGAGAACCUUCUCUGUCAAAAGUGCAAAAAAUUUCGAUGGAAGAAAGUUCUGAUCGUAUUUUCCUUUAUCGCAUAUCCUAGGAAUGCAUUGGACGUACUUCCAGGAAAAGCGGCGCAACCUUGCCAAAUUUAUAACGAAGCGAAAACUUACCAAUUUUUCUCUUUCAACAAUUUCUACAGUGCGACCUAGGAAGUGGUGCAGCUGAAUUUUAGGAAAAAUAAGCAGUAUCCGAAGGCGAAAUUCUAAAAUUCUGAUUGAAGAUAACGUUUUUUUGUAUAACGAGAACAAUUUGAGUUUUAGAAUACUGAAAAAUACAUUCUGAUUGUAGCAGCUGGGACGGCUCUGGCCAAUAAUACCUCACUGUCAUUCGCGAUUUCAGCAUCUAAUACUGCAACACGGGCAACAAAAACAACAGCUGUCACAACAGCAAAAGUAGCAGCAGUAAGCGCAAAGACCAUUGAGAUGAACAAUAAAGCUGACGUCAACAGGCGAGUUUUGGCCAUACAGGCCAAGAAGAAACGCCAUAAGCCUAAUAAGAAACGUGGUAAACCCAAUGGUGUCGCAGGAGGUACCGGCGCUGGAGGUGGCCAGACACCGGGAAAUUCUAAUAAUAGCAACCAAGGUGGCGCUCCUCCUACAUCUCCACUUUCGCCAGAAUGCGAAAUUAAUCCGAAAAUGUCGAAAUCUUUUAGCGGAGCUCCGUCGACUAGCGGCACAGGUUCAUUGACUGUCAAUACACCUGCUACAGGCUCGGCCAACAAUUUGGACGACAUUUCACAUAUAAAGGGUGCGGCGAAUAAUGCUGGUAAUAGUGGUGGAAGUAGCGGCGGAUUGGGCAAGAAGCAGCCUGCUAACUAUCAGCAGCAAUUUGUGCAGCCACAACAACACCAGCAACAGCAAAAGUGUAUGAGUAGUUUACAAGUGCAGCAACAAUUUCAGAAUUUACAACAGCAGCAAUACGACGAUGCUCAGCAUCAAAUGCAGCAACAAUAUCAGUACCCGCCACGCAGCUCAUCAAAUGAUUCCGAAGACUCGGAAUUAAAUAGUGAAAAUGAAGAGCAAGAACUAAAGGAAGACUACUGCAAAGGUGGCUAUCAUCCUGUAAAUAUUGGCGAUCUCUUUCAAGGACGUUAUCACGUUGUACGCAAAUUGGGAUGGGGUCACUUCUCCACCGUCUGGCUGUGCUGGGAUCUACAGGAAAAGCGUUAUGUGGCCAUAAAAAUUGUAAAAUCCGCACAUCACUUCGCCGAGACAGCUAAGGACGAAAUAAAGAUACUCAAAUCGGUGCGUGAUUCGGAACCAAGCAAUCCGCGUCGCCAAAAAACGGUGCAGCUGUUAGACGACUUCAAGAUAACUGGAGUAAAUGGCACUCACAUUUGCAUGGUGUUCGAGGUGCUCGGCGACAAUCUACUCAAACUCAUACGCAAGUCCAAUUAUCGCGGCAUACCCAUUGAUAAUGUGAAAUCAAUCACACGUCAGGUGCUCGAAGGUUUGGACUACUUACACACUUGCUGCAAGAUCAUACAUACCGACAUCAAGCCGGAAAAUGUGCUACUUUGUGUUGAUGAUCAAUAUGUGCGUUCGUUGGCGAACGAAGCCACAGAGCUGUAUGUGAUGAAUUAUAAAAUGUUUCCGUCUUUUGUAAGCCGCGCUCCCAAGGAGUAUCGGGAACCACAAAUUACUGGUAAAAUGAGUAAAAAUAAGAAGAAGAAACUAAAAAAGAAAGCAAAGAAACGUUUGGAGUUGUUUAAGAAACAAUGGGAUUACUUGGAACAGAGCAGUGGCGGACCGGGUGGCGAAGCGCCAGCCGAGGGUGCCGAAGGAACUGAAUUGUCCAAUGAUGGUAUUGGCGAUGGUCGUGGUGAGCAACGUUCGCGAUUGAAGGGUGGUAAAAUGAUGAAUGGCGACGCAACUGAUCCAGAAGAUGGUCAGGAAGACGAGGAUGAAGGCGAUGAUGAAUAUGCUGAACAGGAUGUUAUCGCUGAGGAGAACGCAGCAGAUGCUGACGCCGAUGAUGAUGAUGAAGAGGAGCAACUGCAAGAACGCACUAGCAAUAAUUCAAAUUCGAGUUCUCCACGAAAGCAGCAGAAGCAGAAAGCAGUCAAGGCAGCAGUAGAGCAAGUUAUUACCAACAGUGUUGGUGGAGAUAAGAAGAAAAAGAAGAAGAAAAAUAAGAAAAAUCCAGCACAACAACAACAACAUCAAAAGGAGAUAGAUAAACAUCAACAACAAAAUGAUAACAAAUCGACAUCCAGCAGUGACAGUCAUACCAUCAAAGACGAACUAAAUGACUCAGGCUCCUCCUCACCGACCCUCAAAGGACAAUCAGUAAAUAAGAAAGUUUCAGCGACAAAAACUGCCGACACAAAGGCAAGUAAAACGCAAAAUAACAAUAUUAAAAACAAUAAUAAUUCGAAUGCGUCUAAUACGAGCAUGACAACAACUGCAAAACAAAACUCCAAUAAUAAUGAGAAAGUUGUCAAUUGCACCGUGACAACAGCAACAGCAACAACCCAACAAUCCAAAUCAGAACCGACGAUAUACGCGACUUCACUAGCAUCGCCGCCGGCCGUAAAGCCGAUCCCGCGACAAGACCCCGCCCUGGAGACGUGCAAAUUCGAUGUGAAAAUCGCCGAUCUUGGCAACGCGUGCUGGGUUGACAAGCACUUCACCGAGGACAUACAAACGCGUCAGUAUCGUUCGCUGGAGGUUAUACUUGGCGCUGGCUAUGACACCUCAGCUGACAUUUGGAGUACUGCAUGCAUGGCUUUUGAAUUGGCCACCGGCGAUUACCUGUUCGAGCCACAUUCGGGCGAAAAUUAUUCACGUGACGAGGAUCACAUUGCACACAUUAUCGAACUACUGGGACCGAUACCGCAUAACAUUAUCCUACGUGGUGCGUACGCAUCGCAAGCGUUCAAUCGCAAGGGUGAAUUGCGCAACAUCACUGGCUUGAAGCCAUGGGGAUUGGUCGAUGUGCUUUCGGAGAAGUACGAAUGGCCGCGCGAUGAUGCGGAGGCGUUUGCUGAUUUUCUCGUACCAAUGCUGGAGUUCGAUCGUGCGAAGCGUGCAACGGCUGCGGAUUGCCUGAAGCAUCCGUGGCUGAGAUAAAAUACGAUGAUUUGCUGUUGCACGUUUGCGCCAGCACCAACCAUAACACCAACAAUAGAGGCGGUAUUGCCGCCGCCGUCAACGUCUGCGUCUGCGUCAUUGUCACCGUCGCCAUUGACGUUGCCGUUGCCAGUACAGCUAACACCAACAUCCACGCAGAUGUCACUCUCCCUAUCUCCAUCUCCAUCGCCAUCGCCGUCUUGCGCCUCACAUGCUACGGCCUUAACCAACACCAUUGGUGGCAGCGACAUGGUGGCGGCAGCAGCAAUGGCAGAACUGGAUGUGGCACGGUGUACAUCGUUGCGCAAACCGUUGGCAGCAAAAAAAACCACUUCGCUACCGUUGCCGUUGUUGUCGCAUAAGUGCACUAUGCGUUCGGUGUCCGGCGGCGCAGUAACGCCCUCAUCUUCAGCCGCAGCAUCGUCGGCGGGACAGGCGCUGUGUUGGCGCAACACGCUGCGACGUAUGUUUCAGCGCAAGUGACGAUGGCUAAUACGCGCGCGGCGGCGCCGGCAACGUGAGCGCGCACUUUGGCAUUGUCGUUGGCGUGGACGCGGCAAGCGGCGUCGUGUGGUGGUGUUGGCGUUGGCGCAUGCGCGCUAUUAUUGAGAGUGGUUAGAAUUGGAUUGCAUAUUUAUUAAUAAAAUAAUAAUAAUUUAAAAUAAUACAAAUAUUAUAAAUGAGGCGUGAAUUAGAAAAGGAUGCACACAAUAGCGGUAGCGCGGCAGCCAGAGCACCAACAACAGCAAGAGUUACAACAAUAGCAGUGCAGCAAUAAUAAAUUACAUGCAAGGCGUUUGAGAUAAUUGUUUUUAUAAUGUUUAUAUUUGAUUGAAUGUUUUUUUUUAUUACUGUGCAAUUUUCUUCCGAAUACAAAUAUUUUAUUUAUGCAUAUGAAACUGAAAUCCUAAACCGAAGUGAACACAUUCUUAUUUUAUUUUAUUUAAGAAAUUUUGCAACUUUUUUUUUCAAAUUUUAAAUAACUUUUGAUUGAGGGAAGUUGGCUAAAAGAACAACGAAACUUACGACAGGGACUCGAAAGCGCGCUUUAAAAUAUGUACAAUUUUUAGCUUUUCGGCAGUUCUGAAUGCAAAUCAAACAUAUGAGAUUAAAAAAUAAUAUUCAGCGUUAAGUCUAGUUAAAUUGCAUUGAUUUAAAA
Molecule: messenger RNA, 4374 nt
Organism: Rhagoletis zephyria (snowberry fruit fly)
Lineage: Eukaryota; Metazoa; Arthropoda; Insecta; Diptera; Tephritidae
Gene: SRPK
Product: SR splicing factor protein kinase
Biological process (GO): regulation of mRNA processing; peptidyl-serine phosphorylation; spliceosomal complex assembly
Cellular component (GO): cytoplasm; nucleus
Molecular function (GO): ATP binding; protein serine/threonine kinase activity
Source: RefSeq, a predicted model, not a curated record